UCCAUUUGUAAUAUUUAGGGACAAAAGAGUAAAACGAUCGACUGAAAAUGACGUAUCUUACUCGUUUUGUCUUCCAAAAACUUUAGAACAAUUGGACCUCCAUUCAAACGUUAGAUCAUAUGCUAGUAGAAGAAUUGCAAAUUUAACUUUAAUUGACGGGUCAAAUUUAAAAAUUGUAAAUAUGGCUAACAUUACACUCCGAGAUUGUAAUGGUACGAUUUAUGGCAUUGAAAAUUUAGAGUAUUUGGAUAUGUCAGGAUUCAUCUGCAAAGUAUUGAGUGUUCAUCUUCUGUCACAUUUUCCUAAACUGAUUACUCUCAUUGCACAAAAUGCUAAUCUUGGAAUCGGUUUGAAUACCCUUAAAACUGCUUCAGAAUUUCUAAAGAUGAAUUUACAUCUACAACACAUUGACUUGACGAAAAAUAGCAUACAGCAGCUACCAGAUGACUUAUUUGAUCAUCUUUUUAGACAUAAGCUUUCUAUCAUAUUGGACAGAAACAACUUACAAUCUCUACCGAACUUUCCGUCGAAACCAAAUACAAUUCAACAAAUCAGUCUGAAAUAUAAUAAAAUUUCGUGUCUAAGCAAAGACAAUAUCGCUAACCUUAACAUAAUAAAACCUUCAAGUGUAUUUCUUCGUGGAAAUCCGAUUGAAUGCUCAUGUAAUACGUUAAGUUUUCUUAAAUGGGUGCACCAUUCAGGUUUUAUAAGUGAUGUUGAUGAAAUAGAAUGCGUCCUCCAAAAUGGGACUCUUGCAAUUUUGUCUCAUUUCUUGCGAAAUCUAAAAACAUAUGAAAUCAGUUGUCAAACAGAAUUAUGGAUAACAUUGGCAAGUUGCAUUACAUCUUUCACCAUAGUGGCUUUAAUCUUUGGAAUAGUAUACUAUCGCUACCGAUUUGCAUUUGAAUAUUUCUUUCUGAGAAUUAAGAUGAAACUAAGGCAUUACCAGCCUCUUUUGGAAGAGUUCAAUUAUGAUGCAUUUAUUUCAUACAGUCAUACCGACAAAACUUGGGUUAAAACUCUCCACGACAAGUUGGAGCCGAAAGGAUUCAGUUUCUGUAUAGAUGAUAAGGAUUUCUUAGCUGGAGUAAAUAUUGCUGAGUGUAUCGUUAAAGCUAUCAAUUCCAGCAGAAAGGUUAUAUUUGUUAUCACUGAAGAAUUCCUAAAGAGUAACUGGGGCACGUAUGAAAUAGAAAUGACAAGAAUGCAUGCCUUCAGAGAGGGUCGUGAAUCAAUGAUUAUUAUUAUACUGAAGGAUAACAUUAAAAAAGACAAACUUCCAAAGGCCUUGAAGGAAAUCUGGUAUAAGGUCGUCUGUAUAGUCUGGCCAUCUGAUUCCGAGGCUCCAUAUAAUUCAGAGGAAAUAUUCUACGAGAAGCUAUGUAUAACAUUAUCAGACGGUCGUAUGAGAAUAAGUGAUGAUAACUGUUUAAUGUAAAAGAUCAACAUAUUGCAGUUUUGCAAAGUUCAGAUAAAUGAACAAAUACAGUACACUAAUUAGGGACAGAAUUUUAAAAGAAACAGGUUAAAACAUGAUUAACUUUAUGAACUUAUGAACUUUUAAGUGUAUUACAAAUAUGUCAUUUG
Mytilus californianus (California mussel) is the source of this 1587-nucleotide messenger RNA. Its product is annotated as toll-like receptor 4. Gene Ontology annotation, molecular function: transmembrane signaling receptor activity. Gene Ontology annotation, cellular component: membrane. Bases 182 to 1438 code for a protein of 418 amino acids. NCBI's taxonomy places the organism in Eukaryota, Metazoa, Mollusca, Bivalvia, Mytilida, Mytilidae. The transcript has a single exon. The record is from RefSeq and is a predicted model, not a curated record. Gene Ontology annotation, biological process: toll-like receptor signaling pathway; inflammatory response; immune response.